ACAAACUGACCACACCUCCUUAGAAGAAGUCCGGCUAGGCUAUUCAAUCAACGUUGAAGCACCGGGUGAAAGUUUUUACAUUGAUAGAAAACAGCAUAUAAUACCGACAAUUAAAUGAAUCCUCUUUAGAUUCAUAAGUAUGAUACUACGUUUGAGUUUCACCUGAGCUCGUGACACUCCUUGCUUAGCUCCUCAAGCUUUCCGUGUAAGGUGGAUUUCUCAAUUUUCUCAAUCAGGAAGUAAUAUCAAGUUAAAAUGGGGAGUAAGGAACGCUACCACUGGCAGACCCAGAAUGUUAAGAUCAGCGGGGUGGACGACAUGGUCCUGCUCUCCAAGAUCAACGAGGAUGCCAUCACUGACAACCUCAAGAAGAGAUACAUGGACGACUACAUCUUUACCUACAUAGGGUCGGUGCUGAUCUCUGUCAACCCCUUUAAACAGCUGCCCUACUUCACGGACAGAGAGGUGGAGCUCUACCAGGGAGCUGCCCAGUAUGAGAACCCCCCUCACAUUUACGCCCUGGCUGACAACAUGUACCGCAACAUGAUGAUCGACUGUGAGAACCAGUGUGUCAUCAUCAGUGGGGAGAGUGGAGCAGGAAAGACCGUAGCAGCUAAAUACAUAAUGGGUUACAUCUCCAAGGUGUCGGGCGGAGGUCCCAAGGUCCAGCACGUAAAAGACAUCAUCCUCCAAUCCAACCCUCUCCUGGAGGCCUUUGGGAAUGCCAAGACUGUGCGCAACAAUAACUCUAGUCGCUUUGGGAAGUACUUUGAGAUCCAGUUCAGCCGUGGAGGAGAGCCAGACGGAGGGAAGAUCUCCAACUUCCUGUUGGAGAAGUCCAGGGUGGUGUCACAGAACCAGGGAGAGAGGAACUUCCACAUCUACUACCAGCUCCUGGGGGGCGCCACUAAAGAGAUGAGGGAGAACCUUGGUGUCACCACACCUGAUUACUACCUCUACCUGAACCAGUCUGGCACCUACACCGUGGAGGAUGUCAACGAUAAGAAGGAAUUCUCUGACACCAUGGAGGCCAUGUCAGUGGUGGGCCUGUCUGUAGAUGAUCAGGAUAUGGUGAUGCAGAUCGUAGCAGGCAUCCUGCAUCUGGGUAAUAUCGCCUUCAGAGAGGAGGGAAACUACGCUGUGGUGGAGAGUGAGGACUUCCUGGCGUUCCCGACCUACCUGUUGGGAAUCUCCCAGGAGGGUCUGAAAAACAAGCUGACCAGCCGGAUCAUGGACAGCAAGUGGGGAGGCAAGACGGAGAGCAUCGCUGUCACCCUGAACACAGAGCAGGCCUCCUUCACACGGGACGCCCUCUCCAAAGCCCUCUACUCACGCCUGUUUGACUUUCUUGUGGAUUCUGUCAACAAAGCCAUACAGAAAGACCAUGAGGAAUUCAACAUCGGGGUGCUGGACAUCUAUGGCUUUGAAAUCUUCCAGAAAAACGGCUUUGAGCAGUUCUGCAUCAACUUUGUGAAUGAGAAACUGCAGCAGAUUUUCAUUGAGCUCACGUUAAAAGCUGAGCAGGAGGAGUAUGUGCAGGAAGGGAUCAAGUGGACGCCAAUCGAGUACUUUAACAACAAAAUCGUGUGUGACCUCAUUGAGUCAAAACUGAACCCCCCAGGCAUCAUGAGUAUCUUGGACGAUGUGUGUGCCACCAUGCAUGCUAAGGGGGAGGGCGCAGACCAGACCCUGAUCCAGAAGCUACAAGCGGGAAUCAGCUCCCAUGAGCACUUCAACAGCUGGAAUAAAGGCUUCAUAGUGCACCACUACGCUGGCAAGGUGUCCUAUGACGUGAGUGGCUUCUGUGAGAGGAACAGAGAUGUGCUCUUCAACGACAUCAUUGAGCUGAUGCAGAGCAGUGAAUUUGCCUUCAUAAAAACCCUUUUCCCAGAAAACCUAGAGGCAGAGAAAAAGGGCCGUCCUACCACCGCCAGUAGCAAGAUCAAGAAACAAGCCAACAACCUGGUCCAGACCCUGAUGAAGUGCACCCCCCACUACAUCCGCUGUAUCAAGCCCAACGAGACCAAGAAGCCUCGGGACUGGGAGGACACUCGGGCCAAACACCAGGUGGAGUACCUGGGCCUGCGGGAGAACAUCCGUGUGCGCCGCGCUGGGUACGCAUUCCGCCGAGCCUUCGCCAAGUUCCUGCACAGAUACGCCAUCCUGACCAGGGAGACAUGGCCCCGGUGGACAGGGGAGGAGAGGAAGGGGGUUCUCCACCUCCUCCACUCUGUCAACAUGGACCAGGACCAGUACCAGCUGGGAAAGACUAAGAUCUUCAUCAAGGCCCCCGAAUCAUUGUUCUUGCUGGAGGAGAUGAGGGAAAGGAAAUAUAACGGAUAUGCUCGGGCCAUCCAGAAGGCCUGGCGCAAACACAUCGCCGUCCGCAAGUACGUCAAGAUGAGAGAGGAAGCCUCAGACAUCCUACUGAAUAAGAAGGAGAGGAGGAGGAACAGCCUCAACAGGAACUUUGUGGGCGACUACAUCGGCACCGACAACCACCCCGAGAUCCGGCAGUUCGUGGGCCGCCGGGAGAAGAUCGAUUUUGCAGAUGUGGUUGCCAAAUAUGACCGCAGGUUUAGGACUGUGAAGCGGGACCUCAUCCUGACCCCUAAGUUCCUGUAUCUGAUUGGUCGGGAGAAGGUGAAGCAGGGACCAGAUAAGGGGCAGAUCCACGAGGUUCUGAAGAGACAGAUAGAAGUGGAGAAGAUUCAGUCAGUCUCUCUCAGCACCCUGCAGGAUGACUUCUUCAUCAUCCACGAGGAGCAUUACGACAGCGUCCUUCAGUGCAUCUUCAAGACGGAGUUCCUCAGUCUGCUCUACAAACGUUAUGAUGAGAAGACCCAGAGGAAGCUACCGCUCAAGUUCAACAACCUACUGGAGUUUAAGGUGAAGAAGGGAGGUUGGGGGCCGUUCUCAGCUGCUGGCUCCAGGCAGAUCCAGUUCCAGCUGGGCCAAGGAGAAGAGGCGGUUGUGAAGCCCAGCAGCAAGGUCCUCAUAGUCACCAUUGGACCCGGGCUCCCAAAGAACUCCAGACCGACCCGCAGGGACAACAGAAAAAGUCGCUACAUGGGAAACCAGACUCCAGGCUCAGGACAGCAGUCACAAGGCGCCCCCAGGGGCAGAGGCCGGGGUGGUGGUCAGCGGGGUGGGCCGCCCUCAUCCAGAGCGUCUAGGGUCUCUCUGCUCCGCCGGCAGUCCAGUAUGGAGCAGCCUACACUACCACGACAACAGAGGUCCGGGCAGACCAACAACCGCUCCAACAACCAGAGCCAGGCAGACACCGCUUUCAUGAACGUGCCUGACCAGGGAGUGGCUGGUAUUCAUCGUAGACGCUCGAAGGAGGUCAAGCCUUCCCCAGGAGCGGGCCGCCCCAAGCCUGCCCCCAAGCCCAAGCCUCGCUCCCCAGAAUGCCGAGCGCUGUAUGCUUACGACGCCCAGGACACUGAUGAGCUGAGCUUCAACGCGGAGGAUGUCAUUGAAAUCCUCACUGAAGAUCCAUCAGGCUGGUGGUACGGUCGUCUUCGCGGGAGGGAAGGCAUGUUUCCUGGGAAUUAUGUAAAGAAGAUUUAGGCUGGAGCGAUGAGGUACUUGUCUAAAGGUAGAAGAUCUAGACUGGAUCAAGGGACAUAUGAUCUAGAUUGGAGCGAUGAGGGACUUGUCCAAUGAGAGAAGAUCUAGACUGGAGCGAUGAGGGACAUGUCCAAUGAGAGCGAGGAGUCAGGUGGCAACAGUAGAAUUACAACCAUACCAAGUGCAUUACUACAGAGACAAAACAAAAAAGCAUAAUUAAAGCAUUUCUCCAUACCAUCUCUCUUUGGAGUCAGAGACAAGGGAAUGUGAUGAUUUUUGCCAAAGAUGGUUUGAAGUGCAAAUACUACUAACUUUUAUCAAUGGAUUUUAUCUAUUGUUUUAGCAUGGGAUAGAUUUUUUUUUUAAAGACUGAACAAAUAGAUGUUUUAUCCGGCAUCAUUUUAUAGCCAUUUACCUCGAGUGUUCAAAUAAAUCGUAGUUUUAUUUGCUCUUUCACAUUUGUUUAAUACAUAGGACCAAAUGGCCAUAAUAAUCUCAGUUCAGGUGGAGUUGGGAUAGAAUGGGUAAUUACAAAACAUUUUUGAGAAGAUAUAUAUUGUAAAAUAUAUAUUAGUUGUGUAUUUUAUGUGAUUCUCAACGUCUUAGGUAGAUAUUUCACAAUUCUAUAUCAGUGAAGAUUUGUAAGGCUGAGUUUACACAGCAGGCGCAAAUCUGAUGUUUUACCCAAUUAUCUGCAAAAGAGCUGAUCUGAUUGGUCAAAAGACCAAUUAAUGGGAAAAUAAUCAGAAUUGGGCUGCAUGUGUAAACCCAGCCUUACCGAUCUUCACUGAUAUAGAAUUGUGAAAUAUCUACCUAAGAUGACAAUGAACCAUUUAAGACUUUAACAGAGCCUACCAUUUCCCAUGUUUUAUAAUAGGCUACAUGUUAUUACCCAGAGAUAGGCUACAGUUGUCUGUCAAAAAAUAAAGAAAAGACAUUGAUUGUUUGUCAACAGUUGACGUGCAAGGUCAUCAUGAACAAGAAAUCAAAAUAAAGAAUGUAAACCAUCA
This is a messenger RNA of Salvelinus fontinalis (brook trout), 4583 nucleotides long. It is a transcript of the gene myo1eb, whose product is annotated as myosin IEb. Lineage: Eukaryota; Metazoa; Chordata; Actinopteri; Salmoniformes; Salmonidae. Bases 256 to 3573 code for a protein of 1105 amino acids. Gene Ontology annotation, biological process: actin filament organization; vesicle transport along actin filament. The record is from RefSeq and is a predicted model, not a curated record. The transcript has 27 exons. Gene Ontology annotation, molecular function: actin filament binding; ATP binding; microfilament motor activity. Gene Ontology annotation, cellular component: vesicle; actin cytoskeleton; microvillus.